CUUCAUUUUCUCUAUUCCCUUUUUACAACAAAAGUACACCCCCCUCUCUGCUACUGCUCCCUCACUAACCUCCUUUCCAACUCAUAUUCAAAUCCCUUUUUCUUAAGCUCUCGAUUUUUUAACUAUGCCUUCGAGACUCUCCGAUGCCAUUAUUAGACUUCAUCCUGAUUUCACUUCCCUUCAAGAACUACCCGAGUCCUACGCAUGGAACCAACGUGACGAUAUUGACUACCCUUCCUUCGACUCCUCAGCCGAAUCCGUGCCGAUAAUCGAUCUUAAUGACCCUAAUGCUCUCCAAAAUAUUGGCCAUGCAUGUAGAACUUGGGGUGUUUUCCAAGUCAUCAACCAUGGUGUCUCCACUACUCUACUUGACAUGGUUGAAUCCACCAGCCGAACCCUUUUUUCUUUACCAGUUAACCAAAAACUGAAAGCUGCUCGAUCACCUGAUGGUGUCUCUGGUUAUGGUUUUGCAAGGAUUUCUUCUUUUUUCUCUAAGCUUAUGUGGUCUGAAGGUUUCACUAUUGUUGGUUCACCCGAUGAACAUUUUCGUCAACUUUGGCCCCAUGAUUACACCAAUCACUGUGAUGUGAUUAAAGAAUACAAGCAAGAAAUGAAGAAGCUAGCAGGGAGAUUGAUGUGUUUGAUGUUGGGUUCAUUAGGGAUAACAGCCAAACAAGAUAUCAAAUGGGCUGGCCCGAAAAGUGAGUUCAAAGAAGCUUCAGCUGCUUUACAAUUGAAUUAUUACCCAGCUUGUCCCGACCCAGACCGAGCUAUGGGCCUCGCCGCGCAUACCGACUCCACCCUCCUUACCAUCCUUUACCAAAACAGCACUAGUGGGUUACAAGUACUAAAAGAAGGAGUAGGGUGGAUCAAAGUCUCUCCGGUACCGGACGGGCUUGUGAUAAAUGUAGGUGACCUCAUGCAUAUUUUAUCCAAUGGCUCCUACCCCAGUGUCCUUCAUCGUGCCAUGGUGAACCGGACCCGUCACCGGUUAUCGAUAGCCUAUUUAUAUGGACCACCAUCAAGUGUCAAAAUAUCACCCCAUCCUAAACUAGUAGGCCCGACUCACCCACCCCUUUACCGACCAAUUACUUGGAAUGAAUACCUAGACACCAAAGCAAAGUAUUUCAACAAAGCACUCUCAUGGGUUCGUGUUUGUGUCCCUCUAAAUGGAUUGGUUGAUGUAAAUGAACACAAUAAUAGCGUAAAAGUUGGCUAAAAGACAACCAUAUUUUUGUUCUUAA
This is a messenger RNA of Gossypium raimondii (Peruvian cotton), 1244 nucleotides long. RefSeq names its product gibberellin 3-beta-dioxygenase 1. NCBI's taxonomy places the organism in Eukaryota, Viridiplantae, Streptophyta, Magnoliopsida, Malvales, Malvaceae. Gene Ontology annotation, biological process: response to light stimulus; gibberellin biosynthetic process. The transcript is spliced from 2 exons. The record is from RefSeq and is a predicted model, not a curated record. Bases 125 to 1219 code for a protein of 364 amino acids. Gene Ontology annotation, molecular function: gibberellin 3-beta-dioxygenase activity.